This is a messenger RNA of Tricharina praecox, 1350 nucleotides long. RefSeq lists its product as uncharacterized. Bases 152 to 1285 code for a protein of 377 amino acids. NCBI's taxonomy places the organism in Eukaryota, Fungi, Ascomycota, Pezizomycetes, Pezizales, Pyronemataceae. Gene Ontology annotation, cellular component: Cul4-RING E3 ubiquitin ligase complex. The record is from RefSeq and is a predicted model, not a curated record. Gene Ontology annotation, molecular function: protein binding. The transcript is spliced from 4 exons.
AAAGCGAACGGCGCAAGUUGCAACCGUAGUCUCUCUCGUGGCUCGCAAGCCUCUCUCGCCUCACCAACCCAACCCGUCACCUCCGCCGCCAACGGCACCACCAUGACCGCACCACUUCCGCGCCGACGACAACGACAACGAAGACGACGCGAUGUCGCAACCCGCACAGAUCCCCGGGUUCUACUACGACCCGCAAAAGCUUAAAUACUUCCGGAUCCUCCCCUCACACGCGGCGCCUACUGCGGCAUUCUACAGCACGGCGUCAGUGGCGACGUCUCAGCGCGCGGCUGCGCGGGCUGAGGAGCAGACCCGCGAGCGCGAGGAGCGCGCGCGCGCCUGCAGGAACCCGCUGGAUAAGAAUCCGCAUGUGAGGGGCGCGCUGAGGGCAGUGGUCGGGACGAGUGCCGGGGAUGUGGGGAUCGUCCCUGUGCGGACGGACGGCGGGAAUCUCAAAGCCGACCCCGGGGAUAUGAUGCCGUUGAUCCACCUGCACUCACAGAUCACGUCUAUCUCGCAUUCCUCGCAAUGGCUCCUCUGCACGUCGAUGGGCGAGCGCCACAGCCCCAAGCUACACCUCUCGCACCUCUCGCACGCCUAUCCAGGACAGACGCACUCGCUCCCCAACGUGCGCUCGAUCUGGACGUCGUCCGCCUCCUCCGACACCUCCACGCCCUCCUUCCUCGUGGGCACGUCCAACUCCGCACUGCACAUCACCGCGCACCCACACACAACGCAGCAAACCAGCCACCGCAUAAAAUCCGACGUAUUCGCGACCUGCUUCCUGCCCUCCUCAUCGAGCGUAUUCCUCGCCGGCUCGCGCGACGGCGACAUGCGCCUUUUCGACUCGCGCGCGCCCUCCUCGCAUGCGGCUAAGGGCGAGAUCGUCGUCCGCCACGGCGGGACGGUGACGCACAUCUGCGCGCUAUCCUCCGCGUCCGUGAUCGUCAACGGGCUAAGCCGGUGCGCGGUGUACGACCUGCGGUACCCGCACCCGCGCAGCCCAAGCGCGAGCUUUGCGCAGGCCACGGGCGCCACAAGGGUCUACGACGGCGCGGUCAGGGAGCGCGAGUUCAUGAUUGGUCGCGGGUUCGAUGUGGACACUGCUGGUGGCGGGGAGGUCAUGGUGCUCGCGGACUGCGAGCACUGGGUGCGGCUGUAUUCGGUUAUUAGCGGUGAGGAGCUCAGGCGGUGGAAAUGGGAGAGCCCCUGUACGGGAUUGAAGUUCGAUGGCGAGAGGAGACUGUGGGCCAGCGCAGGGAAGGCGUUGGAGUGUUUUACAUAUUAGCUGGAUCAUGGGCGAUCAUUCGGAUAUAUGUAGAGUACACUGGGUGAUAGUAGGUGGACCAGGUU